GCUGCUCUUGUGCAACCAACACCACCACCACCUCCUCCAUUGAUUCACAGACUUCACAUUCCCCCACAAGCAGCCCAUCAGCUUCCACAGUGAUCAGAGUAAUAACAACAGUAGCCUGUGAUCACACAGGAGGAGAUACCCGGCGCUGCUCGUCCUCCGCGGGAUACUUGGAUACAGCAACAGGAUCCAUCCCUGCGCCUCUCUCCUCUUUUUUCACUGAUCCACACCUGUGUUUUCCACUUUUGAGAACACCCGCUGUGUUUUUUUUCAGAGUAACUACUUGGAUACCUGCGAGUUGUCCUUUUUAUAAAUGUCGGACUGACUAUAACUGCUAUGACAGGGAAACUAGCGGAGAAGCUCCCUCUUACGAUGAGCAGCUUAAUAAACACGAUCCCUGACAGUCUCUACCCAGAAGAGGACAUCCCGACGUCUAUGAAUAUUUUCACCAGUACGGAAUCUAUUAACCACUAUUCACAGAUGAAUACAGAUAACAUCAUGGAUCUGGGCAUGGGAGGCGAGAAAGCAUCCGCAGACAUUCAGUAUGGAUCCAGCUUCCAGUCCAACCGCAGCGGGCAGACUGUCACCUAUCUGGGGAAGUUUGCCUUUGACACUCCUCCGUCAGGGGGCCUCGGGGGCUCCGGGUGGUGCUCUGAUAACAACAUCAUCAGUCUUGUCAGCGCGGGGAUCCUGGGCGUCUCUCCAUCACCCGGCACGGUCACGUCGCAGACAUCGUCCUCCGCAGCCAGCAUGGGCGGACAGACGUCAGACAUGGAUCAGGUGUACGGUCCUCCGCUGCCUGCCUACUCCACCUGCGGCGACCUGUACCAGGACCAGGUCUCCUUCCACCACAGCCCGGCCACCAGCAGCGGACUCGCCUACCCGGGCAAUGACUACCACUCCACAUCCAAAGCCUCCAUGGAUGGCAGCCUUUUCUCCAUGAUCCCCGACUACAACCUUUUCCACCAUCAGGGGGAUGUUGGCGUGAUGGAGCACAAGCCCUUCCAGAGCAUGGACCCCAUCCGAGUCAACCCUCCUCCCAUCACACCCCUGGAGACCAUCAGGGCGUUCAAAGACAAGCAGCAGAUGCACCCAGGUUUCCACGGGGGGCAACAGCACCCUCCUCAGCACCACCCACCCCCACAGACUCUCACCCUCAAACCCAUACGACCUCGGAAGUACCCCAACCGUCCCAGCAAGACCCCUGUCCACGAGCGGCCGCACGCCUGCCCGGCGGAGAACUGUGACAGACGCUUCUCACGCUCAGACGAGCUCACACGUCACCUUCGCAUCCACACAGGUCACAAACCCUUCCAGUGCCGAAUAUGCAUGCGCUCCUUCAGCCGGAGCGACCACCUGACCACACACAUCCGCACACACACCGGCGAGAAGCCCUUCUCCUGUGAGUUCUGUGGACGCAAGUUUGCCAGGAGUGACGAGAGAAAGAGACACUCAAAGGUUCACCUGAAACAGAAGGACAAGAAGCCGGCUGACAAGAGCAGUGGGGCGGCUGGGAGCCACAGCUCGCCCCCCAGCUCCUGUGGGGGGCCGACAGGGGGAACGUCAUGACCGUCACUACACACACUUGGACUGGACCCUCACCAUGCCCCAUAAAGAGACUUGGGAAGACGGGAUCACGUCCACUAUGAGAUAAAUAGGUGACUCUUUUACUCUCUUUUACAUCCCCCGCUCUUAUUUCCAUAGUUCCUUCUAUUUUGAGAUGGAUGACUUUUAGUUUAAGAAAAAAAGGAGAAAGGCUGCUACACCCUUCUCUUUCAGCUACUGUAACACAAAGAAGGGCCCCUUGGCACAUUCUGUCCACAAGGCCACUUCAUAUAGGUUUGUGGGCUGGAUACACUUUUGUCAAUUUUACUGAGAAUUUCUAAAUUGAAAGGAAGCCAAGGGUCAAAAAACUAAAUUACAAUGGAGCUUAUUUAAAGGGUGAGUUGUCUGGGAUGUAUGCAUUUAUUUUAUUAGGCUGUUUUAAAAAAGUGCAAUUGGUUAUAUUUGUGUACUGUCAUGGAUACCUUAUUAGUGGCACUUGACGGUCUUUUUGUUGUAUUUUGUUGAGGUGUCGUGUUUUUUUAUUUUCUAUUUGAAUGUUGUUUUCUCAAAAGAAUGUGCCAAAUGUAUUGUGGUGACACAGCCAACCUUGUUUUUUUUAUUAUUGUGCCUGACAUCUGCCAAACAUAACAGUGAUAUCAGCUUAGCACACAUGUUGAUUUAACGGAAAGAUCAGAUUCAAAUAGAUUUACCUGCACAAAUUGGUUAAGUCUACAUAAUGACUGAAUGGGUUACACAAAGCAAACCGAUGUCUUGUCUUGUUACUUGUACUUAUAAAACAAACAUGCCUGCAGCAAUCAAUGCCUCUGCCAAUACUUUAUUUAUUUGUAGUCACUGAGAGACACUGUGUAUUUGUGUUGCCUUUUUUUAUACGGUGGCUUUAUGUGGCGUUACCAGAUAUCAUUUUUUUUUUAAAAAGCUCACCAAUACUGUUCAUUUUUCUUGAGUUCUGCAAUUAUAUGCAAUAUAUUCAUUACAUGUGCCACCAACCCGUAAAUCAGAUGAACCAAGAGCACAGUUUGACAGACUGAACUAUUUAAAUAAAUAACACUGGGUUGUAAACCAGCAGUAUAUCAAAGCAAAGAGGAAUGAAGGAUUCACGGUGUAAAAAAGACUAAACUACUUGGUAUAAAUCACCUAAAUCUGACCAGCAUAUGGUAAGUGAAAAAUGAAAAUGUCCAUAUCCAUGUUUACAUCUUUUUAAUACAGAGAGACUGAGUUGUGACUUAGGGACUUGUUGUUUUUGUACAGUAUACACACAUGUAUGCAGGUAGCUAUACAGUAGAAUUUUCAGUUUUGUACUCAAAUGUCAAAUGCACCAUAACUCAGUAUUAAAUUGUGCAUAUAUGUGCAUGCCUUCAUGCACACUAUGUAAAUACAAAUGACUGCAUAAACAAGAACUCUCAAUUGA
This is a messenger RNA of Trematomus bernacchii (emerald rockcod), 2971 nucleotides long. RefSeq names its product early growth response 3 (gene egr3). Bases 334 to 1566 code for a protein of 410 amino acids. The transcript is spliced from 2 exons. Gene Ontology annotation, biological process: regulation of transcription by RNA polymerase II. The record is from RefSeq and is a predicted model, not a curated record. Gene Ontology annotation, molecular function: RNA polymerase II cis-regulatory region sequence-specific DNA binding; DNA-binding transcription factor activity, RNA polymerase II-specific. NCBI's taxonomy places the organism in Eukaryota, Metazoa, Chordata, Actinopteri, Perciformes, Nototheniidae.